CUGAGAGUGGGUUGCAUAGUCGUCUCAGAUCAAGCCUUUGCUUUGUUAACAGUGACAGCGUUAGUCUAUAAUGAUGAAGACAAGAGAGAUGAAACACUUUGUUCCCACUUGGAGACUGCAUGCAUUUGAGAAGAAGGCUGGCAUGUUUCUGCUGGAUCAAAAAUACUUUCAAACAGUCCACAUUGAUUGACACACCAAACCACCUGUGCGUUCAGAGACGACGUGCAAUCUCAGUUGAGAUCAGCGACUCUCUAAAAUUCACCCUUCAUGUCCUCUGGAAUGAAAUGUCGCAAACAAGUCAGACCACACCUUCAAACCUGACAGAAGGUUACCCCGUGACAAAUCUGACCUUAGUGGUCCUUUUGCUCAUACCCUGUGUGGUCAUUCUGCUCCUGCUGAACUGUUUCUUCCUGGUUUACAAGUUACUGAUCCUGUCAAAGAAGAAGAGCAACAGGCAGGAGCGAGAGGACGCAGAGGAGAUGCUUUUGCAGUCCACCCUGCAGAGAGUCAGAAGAGUAUCCGAUGUGGUUUUCCCCUCGCUGCAGGACGGGAGGAGAGCCUACAUGUCUGUAUCGGAGCCCGUCCUGCCCCAUCCUGUCACCUCCUCCAGGGCUUCAUCCAGGGAGAGGGCCGGGGUGGAUCACAGAAACCGGCUCCUGAGGCCAGAUGGCGCCACCGGCUUAGGGUCCCUGAGGGCGCCGAGCACCAUCCGGGCCACCCCGUCUGCGGCUGGGUUCACCUCGAGACUCGACCUGCCCUCCGGGUCACGGACAUGCAGCAUCAGUAAAACGGGAUGGUGUAAAAGCGCACCAGUUUUACCGCAGUCCAGUGACUCAGAGGCUGAAAUCAGGGUGAACCUUGUUCCGCCAAACUCUCCAACGCAGGAGACAGAACAUGUGGGCCAUCUUCGUCGCAGCAGCACUUACGAUAUGCUGACAGAUGUGAACCCAGGUGCUGCAGUGCACGUGUUUGACAAAGUACACACAGAGUGUGAGUGCAUCAAUCCACCCUUAGAGGCGUCCUGCCUGAACACAUCUGCAGUGGGUCCUGGACUUGACAGCGAUUUUGGUGCAAGUGCAGGUGUCUCCCUGCGGAUUCUGUCGGACAGUGACGGUCUGUCCAACGGUGUUCUGGCUUCAGCCCUGGAGUGGGAUUAUUAUGACCCCUGCUAUGUCAAACAGAAUAAUGUGCCCAAACAUAAACACCACAGACCUGCAGUGCACACCAAACAGUACUGGGUUUAACAUGUUCCAGCUGUCAGUGGUUUUAAUGUUUAUUUAUUUUUAUUACUUAUUUAUUUAAUUUAAAUUAUAUGUGUAUGUUUUACUUUUUGGAAAGACACAGAGUUGUCAUUUAUUUAGUUUGUCUCACUAAUGAUCACUAGUUUAAAUUCACUCAAUUUUUUUAUACAAAUGCACUCUGCCACUGAACUUGUUCAAAUUGUGAAAUAUUUACUGUGCACCUUCACUUAUGCCAUCAUGAAAUAUAUAUUAUGCACUUCUUCACUUAUGUUCAUCUAAAUUAUAGUCACUGUUUCAUGUCAACGGAGGCUGUUCAGCCAGUUCUGGAUUUCAUAAACAUUCACAUUGAUUAACAUUCACUGCUGCUUGAUUUAAAUGUUUUGAUUCACCGUGAAUAAUAAAGUCUAAUUUAUAAUUUA
This is a messenger RNA of Epinephelus lanceolatus (giant grouper), 1660 nucleotides long. It is a transcript of the gene hwa, whose product is annotated as huluwa. The record is from RefSeq and is a predicted model, not a curated record. NCBI's taxonomy places the organism in Eukaryota, Metazoa, Chordata, Actinopteri, Perciformes, Serranidae.